Molecule: messenger RNA, 804 nt
Organism: Trifolium pratense (red clover)
Lineage: Eukaryota; Viridiplantae; Streptophyta; Magnoliopsida; Fabales; Fabaceae
Product: light-regulated protein 1, chloroplastic
Exons: 3
Coding region: 253-687 (144 amino acids)
Cellular component (GO): chloroplast
Source: RefSeq, a predicted model, not a curated record
AAAUGCUCUCAUGGAUAAGAAUAGAAAAAUCAACAUGGCAAUGGUAUUGAUAUAGUGAUUGAAAAAGUCCAAAAGUUUCACAAUUAUAUUGUGAGCCAAGACAAUCUCCCAAAGACAAAAGGGCAACCUUAUCUUGAACAACAAAUAUCUCAUCCAUUAGUUAUAGGUGUCCUAUUCCUAUUCUAUAAGUUCGAACCAAACUUCCUCACAAGAUUAACUGAACUCAAUAGGUCACUAACAAUACCCUUCAAAAUGCAGACAGCUCUAACCUUUGCAACCACUACCUUUGUGCCUUUGACAACAUCAAAGAGUGUCUCACCUCUUACAACUAGUUUCCCUACCAAAUUGAUUGCCUCACCCUCACGUGGCUCUCCACCUCGUUACACUGCAAUCAAAGUUGCAAAAGACAACUCUGAACCUUCAACAGUCAAUUACAACUCUGCAUUCUCAGUGUUUCCAGCUGAGGCAUGUGAAACAGUUGGAGGAGAUGCCUGUUUAGCAGACAUGUAUCCUGAAGUGAAGCUGCAACCUGAAGCAAAGAAGGACACACCAAAAGCUGCAACUUCAGAGAACACUGAGAGAGAGUAUCUUGAAUAUAGUGACCCUAAAACGGUUUUCCAAGCAGAGGCUUGUGAUGAUCUUGGAGGAGCUUUCUGUGAGCCUGAUUAUCAAAAGGGUGUCUACUAGAAGAAAUGGAAAAACCCUCUUACUGUUAUGAAUAUUGAGCACUAUGUUGUAGCUUUGAAUGUACAUACAUAAUAAUGAGUUGUGUUAUUUAAAUGUGAAAAUACACAUUUUAUGUAA